This is a messenger RNA of Fonsecaea nubica, 996 nucleotides long. RefSeq lists its product as hypothetical. The record is from RefSeq and is a predicted model, not a curated record. Gene Ontology annotation, molecular function: carbohydrate binding; aldose 1-epimerase activity. Bases 1 to 996 code for a protein of 331 amino acids. NCBI's taxonomy places the organism in Eukaryota, Fungi, Ascomycota, Eurotiomycetes, Chaetothyriales, Herpotrichiellaceae. Gene Ontology annotation, biological process: beta-D-galactose catabolic process via UDP-galactose, Leloir pathway; glucose metabolic process. The transcript has 2 exons.
AUGUCUUCAGAUUCCGGCUUUUCGUUCCUCCCGCAGGGUGCAAUCGUCCAGGAGUUCAAGGUGGCCGGCCACAACAUCGUGCUGGGGUAUCCCACGCCCGAGCCGUACGCCGACUCGCCGUUCUUUGGGGAAACCAUUGGUCGCGUGGCCAACCGGAUCAAGAACGCCGAGUUCACGCUGAACGGCAAGUCGUACAAGCUCGCGGCGAAUGAAGGGUCCACUACACACAUCCACGGCGGUGUCAGGGGCUGGGGCAAGAAGCAGUUCAAGGGUCCUCAGCCGGUCAACCGCGACGGCAAGGAGGCAGUCCUCUUCACUUACGUGUCGCCGGAUGGGGAGGAGGGGUAUCCGGGCACCGUGGAGCUGAGAGUCUGGUACAUCGCCUGGACAGAGGACGAAGGUGGCGUCACCAAGACGGUGAUGGAAACAGAGUAUGAGGUGGAAUUGAUCGGGGACGAGUGCGACGAGACUGUCGUCAACAUCACAAACCAUGGCUACUUCAACUUGAGCGACGGUCCCACCAUCGAAGGAUCGGUGGUUACUCUUUAUAGCUCAAAAUAUCUGGUGGUGGACAGUGCAUUGAUCCCGACCGGGGCCAUUGAAGACUUUCCCGGGAUCGAAGCAAACAAACCUUUUGUUCUAGGCGCGACAGAGCCAGACAUCGACCAUUGCUUCGUGGUCGACACCGACACAUCAGACCUCCCACUCGACACCCGCCAGAGACAGCUCAAGCCGUUGAUCAGUGUGUCACACCCUAAGACGCAACUGCACCUGGACAUCUUCAGCACGGAACCUAGCUUUCAGUUCUACACGGGGAAACACAUCAAAGCCGCCGCCACGGGGUCGACGCCAGCGAGAGGCGCGCGGGCAGGGUUCUGCGUCGAGGCAAGCCGGUUCAUCAACGCCAUCAACGUGCCAGAAUGGAGGAACCAAGUCAUACUCAAGCGCGGCCAGGUCUGGGGCGCAAAGACGGUGCACAAGGCUUGGAAGGCAUAG